AGCGGCUGCUAUUAGCCAAUCCCAGCACAGGAGGCGGGAUUUUGAGAUCUUAGCUGGUUUAGCCUCGUGUGUGUGUUCUUUACAGGAAUAUGAAUGUUUUGUGAGUAAUAUUGGAUCAUGUUGGCACUAAACGGUCAUCACUGGAUUCAGAAAUGUUUGUUAUCCCGACAUGCCGGUGCCCUGGCGGCAACGAUGAGUAAAAGGAAGCCGGAGAGACCAGAUGGAGAUCAGAACACGUCCUUGAGGAGACCAUGUCCAUCUCCGAGUCUCGGAGUAACAAAGUUUCACACCUGUGUGUGUCAGGGUGGGGAUCUGCUGAAGAAGAUGUUCACAAAUAAGAGGAAGAAAAAGUGGUAUGAAACUCCUCAGUCUAUACUCACAGAUCAGUCUGGAUUCAUGAAACCUGCCAAGAAAAGAAGCAUGGAGGACAGUUUACGAGUGCGAACCCUGAACACUGUCCUUUAUAAGUCCAUCUCAGACCUGCUGUCCUCUCAUGAGGUCAAUGCACAGCUCCCCAGUCACAACGUGGAGAUCACUAAAGUUUCAUUGCUAGCAGAUUACUCUGUUUGUCGAAUCUACUGGAAGACAAGUUUGUCCUCUGAUAGAGAUGGUCAGAUUCAGCAGGUUUUGGAUAAAUGUGCCCCGCGGAUAAGAUACCUCCUCAUUUCACAGCAGAUCUUGGGCAGCGUUCCUCCGUUAGUUUUUGUAAAAGAUAAACAGUUUGCGGCUCUGAAAGAGGUGGAAAAUCUUCUGAAGAUCGCUGAUUAUGGCUCAGGCGAUGACUCGGAGAAGCUUGUCCUUAACGAGAAGGAUGACGAGUCGAGCGUGCACACAGCAGAGAGGAAGAGAGUCGUGUUUGGUGUGGAUCACGAUGCCCUCUAUAAACAGGUCCAGGACUAUAAACAGCGGUUGAGAGACUCUAGCUCACAGGUCAGCGGCUCUAGCUCACAGGUCAGCGGCUCAGCCUCUCUAACUCAAGAGCAGCUCGAGAUGUUAGCAGAGAUCAGGAAGCAGAAGCUGAUCGAGAAAAAGAAGCGCAAAGCCAAGAAGAUGAAAGAUGAUGACAUCACGCCCAAAGAGUUCCUGCUCAUGAGGCAACUUCAGAAAGAAGCGGAGGAGCAGGAGUAUGAGACCGAGCGUGACUCCGAGAGCAGUCAGGACUCAGAGCGGACAUGAAGCAGUGUAACAGAGUUUUGUCUUUGUUGUUGAAAUACAAGUUGAUACAAACAA
Molecule: messenger RNA, 1230 nt
Organism: Hemibagrus wyckioides
Lineage: Eukaryota; Metazoa; Chordata; Actinopteri; Siluriformes; Bagridae
Gene: rbfa
Product: ribosome binding factor A
Exons: 7
Coding region: 118-1176 (352 amino acids)
Biological process (GO): rRNA processing
Source: RefSeq, a predicted model, not a curated record